Carassius auratus (goldfish) is the source of this 1851-nucleotide messenger RNA. Its product is annotated as ADP/ATP translocase 2-like. Gene Ontology annotation, biological process: negative regulation of mitochondrial outer membrane permeabilization involved in apoptotic signaling pathway; mitochondrial ATP transmembrane transport; mitochondrial ADP transmembrane transport. The record is from RefSeq and is a predicted model, not a curated record. Lineage: Eukaryota; Metazoa; Chordata; Actinopteri; Cypriniformes; Cyprinidae. Gene Ontology annotation, molecular function: ATP:ADP antiporter activity. Bases 267 to 1163 code for a protein of 298 amino acids. Gene Ontology annotation, cellular component: mitochondrial inner membrane. The transcript has 4 exons.
UGCUUGAACACCUGAUCACCCAGGAGACCAGUGCCUACGAUGUUGGUUGACUAGUUCUAGUCUAACUGGUUUUUCCAGGAAGGCAGUGCAACUGAAUAGCCUAUGACAGACACCAAAUAUUUCCAUACAGAGGUCGGGUUUCCUCCACCUUAAAGCACAGAUGAGUCAGUAAAGAGCAGACAUCUCAUUGUAUCUCACGAUCAGGGCCUUAGAAAAGUAAUUGACUAUCUAUAAAUUAAGACAUUAACCAGCAGCAUCACGGAACAAUGAGUGAGACCGUUUUUUCAUUUGCCCAGGACUUUUUGGCUGGUGGAAUCGCCGCUGCGAUUUCGGAGACUGCUGUUGCUCCCAUAGAAAGAGUCAAGCUGCUCCUUCAGAUCCAGCAUGCCAGCAAGCAAAUUACAGUUGACAAGCAAUACAAAGGUAUUGUAGACUGUAUAGUACGUAUUCCCAAGGAGCAGGGCUUUUUGUCCUUCUGGAGAGGCAACUUGGCCAAUGUCAUUAGAUAUUUCCUAACACAAGCUCUCAACUUUGCUUUCAAGGAUAAGUAUAAGAAUAUUUUUCUGGAUGGUGUUGACAAGCGUACCCAGUUUUGGAGGUACUUCGCUGGUAACCUCGCCUCUGGUGGUGCUGCUGGAGCCACGUCUCUGUGCUUUGUCUACCCGCUUGACUUUGCCAGAACCCGUUUGGCUGCUGAUGUCGGAAAGGCUGGUGCAGAGAGAGAAUUCACAGGCCUUGGACAAUGUUUUACAAAGAUCAUUAAGUCUGAUGGUCUGAAGGGCUUGUAUCAGGGCUUCAACGUGUCUGUUCAAGGCAUCAUCAUCUACAGGGCGGCUUACUUUGGCAUCUAUGACACUGCAAAAGGCAUGCUACCCGACCCAAAUAACACCCAUAUUUUUGUCAGCUGGAUGAUUGCACACUCAGUCACUAUUAUUGCUGGUUUCACAUCAUAUCCCUUUGACACAGUACGUCGUUGUAUGAUGAUGCAGUCUGGACGUAAAAAAGCUGACAUAAUGUACAGCGGCACUAUUGACUGCUGGAGGAAGAUUGCACGUGAUGAGGGUGGAAAGGCCUUCUUCAAGGGCGCCUGGUCCAAUGUGCUCAGGAGUAUGGGCGGAGCCAUUGUCCUGGUUCUGUAUGACGAGCUCAAGAAGAUUAUGUGACACUAUAAAAAAUUCAUUAUUUAAAGGAAAAAUUGUGAAUUAUGUGAAAGGACUCUCACUUUACUUGUGAAGCCUGACUAGUGUUGCACUAAUAGUUAUAUAAAAGAUAAUACAGUAUAUGUGUAUAUGUUUAGAAUGUUUUUUUCUUUUCUUUUCUUAAAUGUUUCUUCUCUUCCCUAGCUUACAUUAUUGCACAUGCAAUGAAUGGACUUGAUGUAAUACAGAUGCAUUCUUUUGUUGUUGUUGUUCAGUCUUAAUUUGAUUUACAAUACCAGAAGCUGAGGAAUAUUUAUAUUUUAAUGGUACUGUAGUUCAUUUUAUUUCCAAACCUAAGCUAAAAUGCUAUUUAAUUUCAGACACAAAUCUUGGUUAUAUGAUAUAACAGUGCAAUAUAUUAUUCAUUCCAUUAUUAUUAUUAUUAUUAUUAUUAUUAUUAUUAUUAUUAUUAUUAUUAUUAUUAUUAUUAUUAUUAUUAUUAAAGAACAACUGGAAUCCAUUUUCCAUAUGUGUUACUUUUUUAAUUACUGGUCCCUAUCAAACAUAUCAUUGCUUUUUCAUAUUCUGAGCUGUCACAUCUGGACAUUCAAGAGUGUGCCCAUUGUUUAUGUUUUAUUUAUAAUUUUGUUUAUUAUUUGACUUUUUUUUGUGAUUUGUCAAAAGGAAAGAAAUAAAUAAAACUGAAAUAAAA